Molecule: messenger RNA, 1390 nt
Organism: Syngnathus typhle (broad-nosed pipefish)
Lineage: Eukaryota; Metazoa; Chordata; Actinopteri; Syngnathiformes; Syngnathidae
Product: hydroxycarboxylic acid receptor 2-like
Exons: 1
Coding region: 70-1044 (324 amino acids)
Biological process (GO): G protein-coupled receptor signaling pathway
Cellular component (GO): membrane
Molecular function (GO): G protein-coupled receptor activity
Source: RefSeq, a predicted model, not a curated record
AAAGUGACUUAAAGAGGGGCCAAACAUUUGCUCUCUGGCUUCUCAGCAUUUUUCAUUGGCUCCCUUGACAUGCACUGCAACUUCACCUCAACGUUACUGGUCCGGACGCUUCCCACGCUCCUGUCCGUGGAGUUCAUCCUGGGGGCCUUAAGCAACGGUUUUGCCCUCUGGAUCUUCUGCUUCCACCUGCGCCCGUGGAAGAGCAGCACAGUGCUGCUCUUCAACCUGGCUAUCGCAGAUUUCCUGCUCAACAUGAUUCUGCCCUUCCGAGCCAGCUACUACAGCUCGGGCAUCAAGUGGCACUUCGGUCAGACGAUGUGCAAUGUGUCGCAGUUCAUGCUGGCGCUCAACCGCACCGGGAGCACACUCUUCCUCAUGGCCAUCGCCGUGGACCGCUACAUCCGAGUGGUGCACCCUCACAGCCGCGUCAAUUCCCUGACCCCCUCCAAGGCCAUGUGCGGCGCAGCCGCCCUGUGGUUGCUCACCGUGUGCAUGACAGCUAACGCCCUCACCCUGCAGAACCAUCGCUCAGACUAUUGCGAGAGCUUCCUGGUGGAGACCAAGGCCAAGGGCAACCGGCUGUGGCACAAGUUCAACUUCCUGUUCUCCUGCUGGACGCCGCUGUUGGUGAUUCUCUUCUGCACGGUGCGCAUCGUAGCCAAACUGCGGGGACGGCAGAUAAGCCAGCACGGCAAGAUAAGGAAAGCGUUAUGGUUCAUCACUGUGGUGGUGAUACUCUUCGCCAUCUGCUUCCUGCCUAGUAACAUCACGCAGCUUCUCAUCUGGAUCAAAACCCAGGAAGCCAUUAAGACCCUACCCGAGUCGGAGGUGUGCGACGCCAUGGACGACCUCACGGUGGUCUUCUACAUGACCGUCAGCCUCACUUAUCUCAACAGCGCCCUGGACCCGGUGGUCUACUACUUCUCCAGCCCCACCUUCAAGAACAUUUGCAGGAGGUCCCUGAACCUGCCCCUGGGGGAGCCCACCGAAAGCACAGACAAGAGGACCAGGGAGACUGGGUCGCAGUCGUGCAGCCAGAUUUAGCAGUGCAUUUUCUCAAAAGUAUUAUUAUUAUUUUUUUAAUAUGGCUCACUGCAUGCACAUCUACAUGAUCAUAUAUCUGUAAUAUAAACAUUUUGUGAACUUCUUAAAAAUUGUUUUUUAUCUCAUUAAAGACCCCAAAAGUGAAUUCAGAGAUUUGAUGGUAAAGACAUUUAAAGAUAAUUAAUAAUAAAAACAUACCAAAGACUGAGAACUAUGAACAACUUAUUUGUUAUUUCAAAAACAGUGCCCAGUAAGGCACUAUUAGUGGUUAUACGGCACUUUGACUGCUUCUGCAAAAACUUCACAAAUACGGAAAACAUAUUAAAAAGCACAAUGUCACCUCCAA